GUCUACUAGUUUUGCACCUAUAAAUUGAGCCAGGCCUGGGGGCCAUUCUUCCACCGCCAUCCUACUACUGCUUAGCUCAGUUUGCUUAGUUUGCGGUUCCCAGCUUGAUCAGUUAACUAAGCAUAUUUACUUGACGACCCAAAUGGCAAGCGUUAAAGCACUCGUGCAAUCUCAAGACCUCAAAUCCCUCCCUUCUGAUUAUGCUCACUUCAAAGACAGCCAAAAAUCCAUUGUUGCAGGCCCUGAAGUUUCGCUUCCCGUGAUUGAUUUUUCUUUGCUCAGCUCAACCAAUCCUGAUGAACGUGCCAAAGUCAUCGAGGACCUCGGAAAAGCCUGCGAGGAAUGGGGCUUCUUCAUGGUGGUAAACCAUGGCAUACCGGAAAACCUAAUCAACUCAUUGUUUAACGUGUGUAAUGAGUUUUUCGACAUGCCGGAGGAGGAGAAGCUCAAGUUCGAAACCACAAAUCCCCUGUAUCCGGUCAUGGUCAGGUCCGGCAGUACAAUUCACGAUAAAUCCAACCAAACAGUCCUCUUCUGGAGAGAUUAUCUAAGGUUCUUUGUGCAUCCGGAGUUUUACUACCCGGAUAAACCCCAAGACUUCAGGGAUCUUAUAUCGGAGUAUUCUCAGAGAACCAGAGAUUUGGCAUGGAAAUUACUGCAGGGAAUAUCACAGAGCUUGGGCAUGGAAGAAGACUACAUCCAGAAAGCCAUGGACUUGGACCACAGUACCCAAAUCUUCGCAGCAAAUUACUACCCACCCUGUCCUCAACCUGAAUUGGCAAUAGGCAUUCCUCCUCAUACGGAUCAUGGCCUCCUCACCUUUCUCCUGCAAAAUGGAGUUGGAGGCCUCGAGAUCCAACACGAAGGCCAGUGGUUCCACGUUAAUGCCCUUCCCAACUCCAUUUUCGUCAACACUGCCGAUCAACUCGAGGUUUUGAGCAAUGGGAAGUACAAGAGUGUGUGGCACAGAGCAGUGGUGAAUAACGAAAAGACCAGAAUUACGUUGGUGGUGCCGAAUGGUCCAUCACCUGAUACAAUUGUUACCCCAGCCGCACCGCUGCUGCGCGAAGCUCCGGCUGCAUACGGUCCGAUGAAGUACAUGGAAUACGUGAAUGUACAGCGUGUGACCAGACUUCACGAGAAGCCCCUCUUGGAUCGACUCAAGCUGCACUAGUUUGUUCUUCCUCCUGUCGUCCUGCUACCUUUCUUCCACCAUUCUUUCCACCUUGUUACUGCAUUUGUUACAUUUGUAAACGAGGCGGGAGAUAUUGGACGCUAGCUGACGAGCUCCUCCUCCUCCUCCACUUACUAAAACUCACUGGAGGAAAAACAUAGAUGUAUUUCUUUUUUUUUUCCUCGUACGACAGUGAGUGAUAAAUAAGUACUAUUGGACUUGUACUACUGUGUUUUUGUGAAAGAGUUUUUCGUCCACUUGGAUUC
This is a messenger RNA of Coffea eugenioides, 1440 nucleotides long. Its product is annotated as protein DOWNY MILDEW RESISTANCE 6-like. The coding region runs from base 143 to 1174 and encodes 343 amino acids. Lineage: Eukaryota; Viridiplantae; Streptophyta; Magnoliopsida; Gentianales; Rubiaceae. The transcript is spliced from 4 exons. The record is from RefSeq and is a predicted model, not a curated record.